AUGAUUAAUAUAGCCAUAGGUUUGUACAUAUUUGCAUCGCUUACUUCGUUGGUUUCAGCUAGUCUCUUUGAUUUUAUUAAUCAUCAGUUUGGUCACCAACAACAGCAGCAAGACCCGCUUGACUAUGAAAACUCGGUCUUAAAUGCUGCUUGCGAUAAAUUCGUGUGUCCGGAGACUUCAAUUUGCGUUGAUGAGCCUAAGUUCUGCCCUUGUCCCUUUCCAAGUUCGCAACUCAGAUGUUUUUUGCCAAAUGGGCAGCAUAUUUGCAUUUCAAAACCUGCCGGAGAAAUCAGUGCCAAUUACAGAGACCCUAAAACAAAUUGGAAAAUUGACGCAAAGGAUGAUGAUAUAAGAGACUGUGGAUGGGUCAAUCGGGCAGUCAAGGGCCUUGUUUAA
This is a messenger RNA of Priceomyces carsonii, 396 nucleotides long. RefSeq lists its product as uncharacterized. Lineage: Eukaryota; Fungi; Ascomycota; Pichiomycetes; Serinales; Debaryomycetaceae. Bases 1 to 396 code for a protein of 131 amino acids. The transcript has a single exon. The record is from RefSeq and is a predicted model, not a curated record.